GCACAAUGUCCCAUCGGAUCCGCACGACUCAAUACGCCGCCCUCCACCUCGCCGUAAUUCACUCCACAUACCAGACGUCAUGUCGGUUGCAAAACCCAUGCCCCUACCUCUCACUGCAUCCGUUAUCCACGCCUGGGGUCAAACAACAUGGGACCAGCAUAUGCUUAUAGUUCUCCGGGAGCUGUUGAACACGGAGGGGGUGGACAUCAACAUCACGGACGAACAGAGGCGGACUCCUCUACACUUUGCGGUCGUGACCAACAGACGCUCUGUCAUACAGCUGCUUGUCGAACUAGGUUGUAACAUUGAUGUACAGGGCUGUAGUGGACGGACGCCACUGCUGGCCGCGGUCACAUCUGACCAGCUAGACUGCGCGCGGAUGCUCAUUGGACUCGGGGCCGACCUCAACCUUACCGGCAAUAAUGGCACUACACCGCUCUACCACAUGUGCUCUCAUAAAAAGCCAGUUCUAGAAUUCAUACAGCUACUGCUGUCGAAGAAAUGCAAUGUGAACAUAACAAACUUGAAAGGAGCCACCCCGCUUAUGUGCGCCUGCUCCCUCCGGAACCUACCCCUCGUCAAGCUGCUGCUGGAACAUGGGGCCAACAUCAACCAGCGUGACGAUAACGGUAUGACGGCGAUCGAGUUCUGCGUGGGACACAAGACCCGUCUGAGCUCCCUGCUACUCUGUCUCAUACAUAACGGCGCGGACAUCAACAUUAUUGACCGGAAGGGCCGUACAUUGCUAGACAUAGCGAUAGAGAAAAUGGUGCUGACCAACAUCGUGGCGCUGCUGCUAGCUGAUGUCCACCGUGAUGCCGCCAUUAUGCAGCAAGAAAAUAUUUUAUACCUGUGUGACCGGUUGCCGGAGUUCAAGGCGUGGAUAAUUGAAGAGAUACACACCCCACGCUCUCUGAAGCGCCUGAGUAGGGGCUACAUAAGAGGUCAGCUGGGACCGGAAGGACUGGUGCGCGCUAGCAGCCUCGACCUACCCCGGGUGCUACAGGACUUCCUCUUGUGCCGGGACAUAGGACCUAAAGAUCUGGAGCCGUAUUCAACAGCGUUCUUAUCAUUGACCUUACUCGUCAUGCCUCAGUGAUUCCAUUCAGUCAACUGGCUGGUUAUGUUCACAGGUCAAUACAACACUUGGUUUCUAAUCUUAAAAUGAAGUGAAAUCUAGGCUGGUUAUUAAAUACAGCCUCUGACCGCCGUGUUGGUAGAGUGUGCAUAGUUAAAAUUAAUUGUAGAUAUUUACGUGUUCUCCUGAGAAUAUUAUACCCACAUCUGUGAUAGCCUGUUUGACUAGCAAAUCCAGUGUCCAUGGUAUGGCAGAGGCAUCAAGACGGAUCGCGUUCGGGCAGCUCAACUAGAUACAGUCAUGAUGUGUCCCCUCUGAAUUAAGAUAUCCUCGGUCUACUCGUGUCGAGGCAUAAAUACAUCUGUGAAAUCGUGACAUCUUUUGUUUGAGCACUGUUUGCAAACGCGUUGGGGCCAUGAAGUAUGUGCUACUUUUUGUGUAGUCUAAAAUACAUUUUAUACUUAUUAAUCGCCCCUUCCCUGAUAUAGUUAAUUUAUAAUGUAUAUCGAUCUGGUCUCGUUGUUAGCACUUUAUUCUAAUUUUAUUCAUAUCGUUAAUCAUUUAUAUUGAUAAACAGAAAACAAACUGUUGAGAGUAUGACAAUAUACAUAUGUACAGCGUAGAAGAUGCUUUUAAUUUCUCCAUUAUAGAAAUCAAAAGUGCGUUUCUCGGUUACUAGUGUUCUUAGUGCGGGCCAAUAAACAUGCUAUGUGUAUAAUGUAUUUUAAGGACUCUAACCCAAAUACCCCUGGUAUGGGUUAUUUAAAUACUCUGACAGCUCUAACCUUCAUGUUUAUUUAUUUAUACCUGAUUAUACUAAAUAAUGGAGUGACCCUAAAUACACUUCGUAUCUGUUGAAAAGUAUGUCAUUGAUAAUUAUUGAUAUGUAAAAUAAACGUCCCAAAGUGCAGCAUACACAAGUGAUAACAGUUGUAUAUUCGCUGUUUAUAUCAACUAAAAUUGAUCAUAAAGAAACCUACAUUGCAAUAAUUGUUGAAGGCCGUGAAAAUUUGUUUGUUGUAAUUUCUUGGUUAUGUAUUUACAUUUCUGCCUUUGCACACAUAACCUUUUCAAAUGUUACCUAAGUUAUAUGUUGUCACCCGGCAUCGAGGAUUCACAAUAUGUGUGUCGGAAUACAGAAUAGUUGACGCCAAUGUGUAAAAAACAGUCCCAUUUUGCCGUCACUCGUUCAAUGUCACUCGACACUCGUGUAGCUCUAUCCGCCAGUUAUCUUUCUUGCCGCCAGCAGUGAG
Mya arenaria is the source of this 2331-nucleotide messenger RNA. Its product is annotated as ankyrin repeat domain-containing protein 7-like. The transcript is spliced from 9 exons. Gene Ontology annotation, molecular function: protein binding. Bases 80 to 1099 code for a protein of 339 amino acids. NCBI's taxonomy places the organism in Eukaryota, Metazoa, Mollusca, Bivalvia, Myida, Myidae. The record is from RefSeq and is a predicted model, not a curated record. Gene Ontology annotation, biological process: intracellular signal transduction.